Messenger RNA from Chenopodium quinoa (quinoa), 1433 nucleotides. Its product is annotated as acetylajmalan esterase-like. NCBI's taxonomy places the organism in Eukaryota, Viridiplantae, Streptophyta, Magnoliopsida, Caryophyllales, Amaranthaceae. The record is from RefSeq and is a predicted model, not a curated record. The transcript has a single exon. Bases 10 to 1143 code for a protein of 377 amino acids. Gene Ontology annotation, molecular function: hydrolase activity, acting on ester bonds.
AUUAAAAUCAUGGUUAUUACAUCUUUCAAAGUCCUUUUCUUUCUCCUACUUUUCUCUUAUUAUAUCCUGUUUCCUACUAAUGUUGCUAGUGUUAAUAUUCCUGAUUCAGAGAGGCUGGCCUUUGAUACCAUCUUCCAGUUCGGAGACUCGUUGAGUGAUACCGGGAACCUUGUUCUCGAAAAUCCUUAUGGUGCUCACUCCUUUGCUAGCUUUCCUUACGGUCAAACCAUCCAUCACCCUACAGGUCGUUGCUCUGAUGGACUACUUAUCAUUGAUUAUAUUGCCAAUGUUUUUCACCUACCCUUGCUUAGUCCUUUUCUUGAUAGACAGGGUAAUUUUGAUCAUGGUGUUAACUUUGCUGUUGCUGGCUCAACUGCUCUAGAUACCGCGACUUUAAGAGCUAAGAACAUAGUUUUUUCACCUCCUACUAACAGUUCAUUGUCUGUUCAGCUAAGUUGGUUCAAAUAUCAUCUUAACUCUAUGUGUACUAAUCGCUUAGAAUGUGAGAAGAAGGUUAGUAAAUCGUUGUUUGUUAUAGAGACGGGAGGUAACGAUUACAAUUAUGCUUUUCUUCAUGGGAAGACUAUGAAAGAGGUGAAAGAACUGGUGCCUGAAGUUGUUGGAGCUAUUAAAGAAGCUGUCAAUGAGGUUAUUAGGUGUGGUGCAAUUAGAGUAGUUGUUGCUGGAAAUUUGCCUAUUGGUUGUUUACCUGUCUAUUUGACAGCAUUCGAAUCAAGAGACCGAACUCAGUAUGAUGAAUUGAAGUGUUUAAAGGAGAUGAACGCGUUUGCCAUGUAUCAUAAUGAUCUAUUACAACAAGCCAUUAGGGAGCUUCAAAUGGAGCAUCCUGAUAAUGUUGCUAUUGUUUAUGGUGACUACUAUUCGGCUUUGAGGUGGAUUCUUCAGAACGCUGCUGCUCUCGGGUUUGAUGAAGAUAAUGUACUUAAGGCGUGUUGUGGAUCAAGCAAUAAUGCAUAUAACUUUGAUUUGAAGAGGAUGUGUGGAGCUAAGGAGGCGCAAGUUUGUGCUAACCCAACUCGACUCGUGAGUUGGGAUGGAAUCCAUUUGACUCAAAGGGCUUACUUGCGCAUGGCUCAAAGGCUAUUGCAGCAAAUUGUUCCAAAAAUCCUAGAAGUUGUAUAAGGAAUUAUAAAAACAUACAUAAUGUCUUUUUAUGUUUUGAAUUUGCAUUUAGUUAUAUUUUUUUGAGUUUUGAGUCCAUAGAAAAUAAAAUACUGUUAAGCAUUCGAAUAUUGUGAACUUUUCAGUUACAGUCAAAUAUGACCUACUGAUUCUAUAGCACCAUGAUUCUUGGAUGAGUCCUUAUUGAUGAUGUAUAUUAACUGUUAGUUAGUGCAUCAAUGUUCAAUAACAACAACAACAACAAAGCCAUAUCUGGUUAGCCCCGUAUUUGGGGUCAGCUAACAUUAAUC